UCUCCGAGCUUAAUUCUGAAUCAAAGGUGUUUACGGGGUGACGAAUAUGCCUGAGCAAGGGAUGCGCGGGACGAUUGUGGAAACGACGAGCGCGAGCGAGCCGGUCGAGGUUGAGAGCGUCGUGCCGAAAAUCAGGCAGCAGUUGUUAAAAUGGAACGGUUGGGGCUACAAGGAUUCCGGAUUUCGCGUGAAUGACAAAAACGUGAUAGAAUUUACAGGUGACAGAUAUCCCAUCGGAAAUCAAGAGCUUCCAUAUUUUACAAAAUGGUGUGAAGAAACUUUUGAUAUAACAUGGGACAUGAAGACGACGCCUCAAAAUUUGCCAAAGCAUUAUCCAGAACCAGUUUUUUCUACAGAAUUGUUGAAAGCGAUUAAGGAAUUGACAAUCGACUAUUCAACCGAUGGUGUCGAUCGUCUAUUUCGAGCACACGGUCACACGUUGCGAGAAAUUUAUCUUUUGAAGCGUGGCUCUUUCGAAAGGAUACCGGAUAUUGUUCUAUGGCCCAAAUGUCACGAGGAUGUCAUCAAGAUUGUCAAUAUGUGCGCACACUAUGGGGCCGUUUGCAUACCUUUCGGUGGGGGAACCAGUGUCAGCCGUGCGGCGUAUUGUCCUUCGGAUGAACACCGAACAAUUAUUUCAUUAGACACAUCGCAAAUGAAUCGAAUAUUGUGGAUGGAUAGGGAUAAUUUGUUGAUAUGCUGCGAGUCAGGUAUCAUUGGUCAAGAUCUGGAGCGGUUGCUCCGUUCUGAGGGAUUCACAUGUGGUCACGAGCCUGAUUCUUACGAGUUUUCCAGUUUAGGUGGAUGGGUGGCGACAAGGGCAAGCGGCAUGAAAAAGAACACGUACGGUAACAUUGAAGAUUUGGUCGUACGGAUACGAAUGGUCACCGGAAGAACAGAGGAUCCUGUAAUUACUUUGGAAAGAGGUAGUUUAGUACCUCGCGUGUCUUGCGGUCCAGAUUUCGAUCACAUGAUACUCGGUAGCGAAGGGACGCUGGGUGUUAUCACGGAGAUCGUAUUAAAAAUAAGACCGUUACCGCGAGUGGUAAAAUACGGCAGUAUUGUGUUCCCGAAUUUUCUGAGCGGCCUUGUUGCACUGCGAGAGAUCGCGAAAGAACGAUGUCAACCCGCCAGUAUACGGUUAAUGGACAACGAACAGUUCCAAAUGGGGCAAACCCUACGCCCACAAUCUGGUUGGGGCGGCUUAAUCCUGCAAGGAUUAAAACAUAUGUACGUCACUAGAAUAAAGGGUUUCCGAUGGGAUCAAAUAUGUGUGGCCACGCUAUUGAUGGAGGGCGACGUAGCAGCGGAUGUGGCGGCUCAAGAACGGAAAAUUUACAAGAUAGCUGAUAAGUACGGUGGCAUACCGGCAGGCGAGGCAAACGGCGAACGAGGUUACAUGUUGACAUUUGUGAUAGCAUACAUACGUGACCUUGGACUCGAAUUUAACGUGUUAGCGGAAUCGUUUGAGACUUCUGUUUCUUGGAAUCGUGCACCAUCACUGUGCAAAAAUGUAAAGUCUCGCGUGGCCAGGGAGUGUAAGGGGCGUGACAUUCGUAAAUAUUUCAUUUCCUGCCGCGUCACGCAGACCUAUGACGCGGGCUGUUGUGUGUAUUUUUACUUAGCGAUUAGCUACUUGAACUUGGAGAAUCCUGUAGAAACUUAUGAGGCCAUUGAGCAUGCGGCGCGAGAAGAGAUACUCGCCAAUGGCGGAUCGCUCUCUCAUCAUCAUGGAGUAGGUAAAAUACGAGCAUCGUUUUAUCCUGAAGCCGUUGGGGAAGUGGGUCUUUCCCUUUACCGAGCGACUAAGGCGCACUUGGAUCCGCAUAAUAUAUUUGCAGCGGGUAAUAUGAUUUUAACGAAUAAAUCAAAAUUAUAAAUUAAAAUCAUUAUUAAAGCAAAGUAUGUGCAAUAGUGGAAUCUAUAGAGUUAUUCUGUAUUCCAUUAGUGCUGAUAUUUUGAAUCACUAAAAAGUUUGAUUACAGCAAAUUGAUGUGAUUUCAUAUACCUUCGACAGAAAGUUAUAAUAUCUCAUCAAUUUGCCAUUAAGAUUGUUCCGCGUGUGAUGUUUUCUAAUAAAGAUUUCGAUUUUUCCAUUAACGGCGAAUGCACGUAAAUAAGAAAUAUGAACUGGCAUUGUUGUUUACUCGUCAAGAUGAUAUAUAGAAAAAAGAGACUAGUAUUAAUAUACAUUAUAAAUAAUUAUGCACCGUGGCGUUAUUUGGUACAAAUGCGGAAUUGUAAUUGUAUCGGCAUUUUUAUAAAUUAUUAUAACUAAA
Molecule: messenger RNA, 2279 nt
Organism: Monomorium pharaonis (pharaoh ant)
Lineage: Eukaryota; Metazoa; Arthropoda; Insecta; Hymenoptera; Formicidae
Gene: Agps
Product: alkyldihydroxyacetonephosphate synthase
Exons: 6
Coding region: 47-1879 (610 amino acids)
Biological process (GO): lipid biosynthetic process
Molecular function (GO): alkylglycerone-phosphate synthase activity; FAD binding
Source: RefSeq, a predicted model, not a curated record